UCUCCAUUUCCUUUCUUUUGCAGAGCUCAAAAAAAUACCGGCGGUGACAUUUAUCUCGGAUUAUCAAGCCCCGUUACUUUAAUUACUUAAUUUGUGUAUUUUAGUGUGGAAAAAAUGGUGGAAGUUGCCAAGGCAGGAGUAGUGGUUCCCGAGUCGGUAUUGAAGAAGCAAAAACGAAGCGAGGAAUGGGCGCUUGCGAAAAAGCAAGAAGGUGAGCUUUUGAAAAAGAAGAAUGCUGCGAACAGGAAGUUGAUCUUCAAUAGGGCUAAGCAGUACACCAAAGAGUAUGAGGAUCAGCAAAAGGAGCUAAUUCAGUUGAAGCGCGAAGCAAGGCUAAAAGGUGGCUUCUAUGUGAAUCCUGAAGCCAAGAUGUUGUUCAUUAUUCGUAUCCGUGGUAUCAAUGCUAUGGACCCUAAGUCAAAGAAGAUUUUGCAGCUUUUGCGUCUUAGACAGAUUUUUAAUGGUGUCUUCUUGAAAGUCAACAAAGCAACCUUGAACAUGCUGCACAGGGUGGAACCAUAUGUUACUUACGGGUACCCAAAUUUGAAGAGUGUCAAAGAGUUGAUCUACAAGAGGGGUUAUGGCAAGCUCAACAAACAAAGGAUUCCACUUACUGAUAAUUCCAUUGUUGAGCAGGCACUUGGUAAAUUUGGACUGAUCUGUGUUGAAGACCUUAUUCACGAGAUCUUGACUGCGGGUCCUCAUUUUAAAGAGGCCAACAACUUCUUGUGGCCAUUUAAGUUGAAGGCACCUUUGGGUGGGAUGAAGAAGAAGAGAAAUCACUAUGUUGAAGGCGGAGAUGCUGGAAAUCGUGAAGAUUACAUCAAUGAGCUUAUCAGGAGAAUGAACUAGAUACCUUUGGUAAAUUUUAUGGCUUGUUGUCCCAAUUUCUUAUCUGCGAGGAAGUUUUGGAUUCUAUGUUUUAGUUAUUGACCUGCAACAUCUACUAUCAUUGCUCUGUUUUGUUAUACUAAAAGCAUAUUUGUGUCGUAUUUUAGUUUUCUAUAAUGAAAAGUUCCUUUGCCAGUA
Messenger RNA from Erigeron canadensis, 1029 nucleotides. Its product is annotated as 60S ribosomal protein L7-2-like. The record is from RefSeq and is a predicted model, not a curated record. Gene Ontology annotation, biological process: maturation of LSU-rRNA from tricistronic rRNA transcript (SSU-rRNA, 5.8S rRNA, LSU-rRNA). Gene Ontology annotation, molecular function: structural constituent of ribosome; RNA binding. Gene Ontology annotation, cellular component: cytosolic large ribosomal subunit. Lineage: Eukaryota; Viridiplantae; Streptophyta; Magnoliopsida; Asterales; Asteraceae. Bases 115 to 852 code for a protein of 245 amino acids. The transcript has 7 exons.